This is a messenger RNA of Ylistrum balloti, 3228 nucleotides long. RefSeq names its product espin-like. Lineage: Eukaryota; Metazoa; Mollusca; Bivalvia; Pectinida; Pectinidae. The transcript is spliced from 15 exons. Bases 1 to 3228 code for a protein of 1075 amino acids. Gene Ontology annotation, molecular function: protein binding. The record is from RefSeq and is a predicted model, not a curated record.
AUGGCUGUAAAACGCAAAGACUUUCAAAAGGCAGCUGCAUUUCUGCAUGAAUUUCUGCUGAAGUUGAAUGAAGAUUCAGAAUGUGCAGAGUUAAGAGAUACUUUAAACCUUGCUCUUCUGCAAUUGCAGAAGUAUUAUCGAUUGUUGCAGAAUCGCAUUCAUGAAAAGAAUGCUCAAGCAACAUCGACAUCAUUGUCACUUACUGCCAGGGGACUGAGUCCUAUGACUCCUUUUGUUGACGCACCAGAUAAGUUUCAAUGGCGAUGGAUAAACUUAGAUUCAUUACGAAGCUUAACAGGAAUUAGUAAUGAAGAAAGUAUUAACCUAACUAGGUUACCAUCAAUCAUUCAGGCAGUCAAGGAAAGCAACUUCGACAUGUGUGUUGAGUUAAUUCAGAAUGAUAUUUCUUGUAUCGAGGAACAAGAUGGAAUUGGACGGACAGCAUUAAUAUACGCAGUACACUUUCAUGAGUUAGACAUUUUGAAGUGCCUUUUGGAGAGUGGAGCUGAGGUCAAUGCCACAGCCCAUGAUGGAUCUACAGCACUACACCAAGCUUGCCAUGAUGCCAACUAUAAAGCCCUCAGCAUGUUGCUGCAGUAUGGUGGGGAUUUCACAAUGCAGGACACACAAGGGCGUGCACCUAUUCACUGGGCUGUCACUACCAGGAGUACCGAGUGCCUCAAGUACCUGAUUGGUCACAAUGCAGAUGUAAAUGCACGAGACAAGGAUGGGUUAUCUCCCUGUAUGUGGGCUUGUCGUCUAGACCAUAUUAAACACUUCGAGCUUCUUAGCUCUUCCUCCAACUUUCAAGUGGACGAUGCAGAUGGGAUAGAGAGGGACAACAACGGUCGCACCUGGAUGCACUGGUCCAUAAGGAGAUCAGAGCCUUUAGAAUGUUUACAGACCUUGUUGACACAAGAGACGGCAACCAUAAAGGAUGAAGAUGGCAAGACAGUGCUACUUUUAGCUGCUGAAAUGGGCUCACUGCUGGCAUGUAAGAUCAUUGUAGAAAUUGGGGGAACAGAUUGUGUAUAUGAUAGAGAUACUCAGGACAGAACAGCACUCCAUCUAGCCUCCAUAGGGGGACAUGGGGAUAUCGUCAAUUACCUACUGGAUCAACGAGCUGAUUUGUCAGCGGUAGACAAGUUCAAUGCCAAUGCUUGGGACUAUGCCAAGAAUCGUCAGCUUCACUAUGUGCAGCUAAUUAUUAUGUCCCAUCAGCGACAGCGCCUCCAGAGUAAUCCGACUUCCCCUAUCCCUAAUGGGCUCGGCCUCACUCUCAUGUCCACCAAUGGUUUUAUGGGUACUCUUGACUCCAUGAAUGGGGACCACAAUGGAAAUGAAUAUGAACAUAUGAUUAACACAAGAGGUAGUUUUGAAAGCAUGCCCAUAACACCACCCCACCCUCCUAAACGGCCUCGAACUGAGAGGCGGAGUGUUCGUACACCCUUGCGGCGCUCAACAAGUCUAGUGAGCGCCCCAGAGAGGGAGCCAUCUUUUGUGCAACCCCCUGAUGAUCGCUACACUUCCAGUGCUGGGGGGGAUCUAAACCGACGCAAGGAACGACUGGAUGUGACUGUGGAUACCAGAAACACACCAGACAUACUUCCUGUUCACAACAACAGAGAAGAUGUUCCAAUGAUAACUGAUGAUCAUCAUGUAGAGGAGGAGAUAGAUGAUGUGAGUGCUGGAGGAAUGGAUGUGUCCGAUAUAGAGGAUGAGGAUGAAGAAGCCCCACCUCGCACCUCCAGAAUUCCCAAUCGACAGGACAGUGCCUCUCGCGAACAAAUCCAACCACGACCACCACCACGGCAACAGCAACACCAGCAACAGCACUCCUCCAAACCUUUAUAUGCUCAACCACUAGAACCUCAGUAUAAUAGGAGGACUAACCAGGGAUUCCCGCAGGACGGGAAUAUCGGCCGUGAUUAUCGUGACCCUCAGGAGAAUAGAGAUUACAGAGAAGCACAACGACAGCAACAACAGCCUCCUUCUCCUCCGAAGUACCCUCUAAGUACCAACACAAGAGUGAUCUCCCCUCACUUUAACCAGUCCAUGAACCCAUCGGAGAGCUUCCCACCAAGUCGCCCCCGACCAGCACCUCGUCAGCCACAACCACUACGUAACACGCCUCCGAGGCCUCCUCCUCCUCGCCCCACCCCCUCACCAGCUCGACCAAGCUCAGGGACAAGGGAACAGUUACAGAGUCCGCCAUCAACAGACCAGAUGAGACCAACCCCACCCCCAACACAGGACCCGAACCGCCCAAAUUCAGGUUCCAAGCCACCAGGUGUGGUUGAAGGUAGGCGGAUUCCACCUCCGAUGCUAGUGCCCCUAGAGAAUGCUCCAGUUCCUCCAUCAAUAUCUAAGAUAGAGAAAAGAGAGAAAAAGAAGAAAAGAAAGAAGAGGGAACGAGAAAAAGAAAAGGAAAAAGAACGAGAAGCAGACUUGAAAUCUCCUCCUAUGGACUUGGAGCCUCCCAGGGGAUAUGCUGCACCACUUCAUCCUCCUCCCUCAGCUACAGUCCGACAGCAGAGGGCUCAGUCUGGCAUACCAGCUCCACGCUUCUCCAAACAACCACCACAACGACAUGAGUCCAGAUACGUAGAUGAAAACAUGGAUGAUGAACACAGUAAGGAGGAGGAAAGCAGCAGCAAAGAUCCUCCGGUUGUCAAUGGUUAUGCUGUGCCAAUGAGGGAGGGGCCAGCUAGAUCAGCUCGACCAGGGCAAAGUCGAUUGCAGCCAAUGGAGAGUGAAGAAUAUGAGGAUGAUCCUGACCAUGAAGAUGAGCCUAGUGAGAACAGGGACCACAGCGACCAUCAUGACCAACAUGACCAUGGUGACCAACAGGACCCUCACGACCGACGAGACUCUCACGACCAUCAAGACUUUAGAGAUCAUCGGGACCAGAGAGAUCACUAUAGGGAUCAUGGUGAUCACAGAGACCAUAACAGACAAGAUGUUAUAGACGAGGAAGAGAAUGUAGGACCACUCAUACCUCCACCGCAAGGGUUCAGGGGAGGUAACUCACGUCCGAGCAGGCCGCUUGUCUCCCAGUCAAUCCCACAGGACAGUCGCAGUUCCAGGAUGAUUCCUACCAGUGCUAAGCCACCCCUUCCCAUGAGUGGGCGGAGUCGAGAUAGCUCCUUAUCGAGUCGUCACCACAAGAGCCCUUCUCCCUCUCGUCGGUCACGUCCACACACAGGCCGAUCCAACAGCUCAUCAUAA